This is a messenger RNA of Naumovozyma dairenensis CBS 421, 741 nucleotides long. RefSeq names its product NADHX epimerase (gene NNR1). The transcript has a single exon. NCBI's taxonomy places the organism in Eukaryota, Fungi, Ascomycota, Saccharomycetes, Saccharomycetales, Saccharomycetaceae. The record is from RefSeq and is a predicted model, not a curated record. Gene Ontology annotation, molecular function: NAD(P)HX epimerase activity. The coding region runs from base 1 to 741 and encodes 246 amino acids. Gene Ontology annotation, cellular component: mitochondrion.
AUGUCAAUCAAAGUAGUAUCAUCAAAGUUAGCAGCAGAAAUUGAUAAAGAAUUAAUGGGGCCACAUAUCGGGUUUACCUUACAACAAUUAAUGGAAUUGGCAGGAUUUAGUGUGGCUCAAGCGAUAACUCGUGAAUUCCCAAUAAAUAAAGCAGAUCAAAGUUUAAGAAAGAAAAACGUUUUCGUCAUUGCUGGUCCAGGUAAUAAUGGUGGUGAUGGGCUUGUUGCUGCUAGACAUUUGAAAUUAUUUGGUUAUAAUCCUAUUGUUUAUUAUCCAAAGAGAUCUGAAAAACAACCAUUUUACAAACAGUUGGUUAAUCAGUUGGAUUUUUUCAAAGUUCCACUUUUAUCUCAAGAGGAUAAUGACAAUUGGAUGGAUUAUUUGAAAGAAGAAGAUACGGUAUGUAUAGUUGAUGCCAUAUUUGGGUUUAGUUUUAAACCGCCAAUGAGACCACCAUUUCAAGAUAUCGUUGAUAAAUUGGUUGAAUUAGAAGAUAAGAUCCCUAUUGUUUCAGUAGAUAUUCCAACUGGAUGGGACGUUGAUCAGGGUCCUAUCACUGAACGUUUCAUUUCACCUAGUUUAUUAGUUUCUUUGACGGUUCCUAAACCUUGUUCUACAUUUAUUAAUAAGAAGAAAACAUCUCAUUACAUUGGCGGUAGAUUUAUUUCAAGAGAGUUUGCAAAUAAGUUUGGAUUUGAACCAUUUAAUUACGAAUCGACAGACCAAGUGCUGAAAAUUUGA